GACAAUAACACAGGAAGGAAACCACCAAGACCCGAACGGUCGCAUGAAAACUAUCACGCCAACAAUAAAACGGUUUCGUUCCACCAAAUUUAACAUCACUAUAAAUAAUCACUGCCUUUACGAAAUGACAUCAGUAGUGUCACGUUAAUAACGACGCAAUCAAUAAGAUGUCCUCAGCAUUUUUUAUUACAUCUCUUCUUUUAGUAAUUGUGACCCAGGCUGUUAAAAUAGAACUAGCAGAAGAAAAAACACCAUACGAUUAUGUAAAGGAGAAAUUAGAUUCUAUGUUAGUGGACGCCAGAAGUGGAAUGCCUUUGUCAAGCUCAUACGAAGUUGAAGAAAGUGAAGAUUAUCCUGAAAAUUUAAAAGAAGCAGCAUCAACAAUUCACAACGCAGUAUCUGGUGUUGGUUAUGGUCAAGGAAUUGGUAUUGGAGGCUUAGGUGGACUAGGACUUGGACAAGGAUUAGGAAUCGGUUUGGGAGGACUCGGAGGCGUUGGUGGUUUGGGCAUUGGUGGAAUCGGUAAUGGGAUCGGAUUGGGUGGUGUUGGUGCUGUCGGGCUUGGUGGAGUGAACGGAGCUGGAAUUGGAAACGGAAUUGGAGUAGCCAAUGGAUUGAUUCACCCAGGCCUUGGAGGAAUUGGUGUUGGUGGAAUUGGUCUCGGAAAUGGAUUGCUCUACCACCCAGUUUUAGGCUCACAAGUACAAGGUGGAUAUGUAGAUAAAAAUGCCUAUGACGCUGCUCAGAAGAAAGGUGCCGAUCAUAACGUAGAAAAGUUAGAAAAGAAAGCCGAAGAAGAAGUAAAGCAUGGACAAGAAGGAUUCCAGCAAGGUGCCGCAGCAGCUAAGGCUGAAAAGGGGGAAUCAAGCUUCUUUAAGGAUGAAGAAGCAAAAAAGAAAGCUGCUGGAGAUGAAAAGUUUUAUGAAGGUGGACAGAAAGUUAAUAAACAAGGAGCAAACGAAGAACAAAUUAAAAAGGCAAAAAGCCAUAAAAAGGGUCACGUGAGCAAAGGUUUUAAAUCGUCGAGUAGCAAAAACGAAGAAGAAAAGUCUGAGAGCUUCUAUGAUGAGGCCCACGAUGAGGCUGAUCACAAGGUAGCUGGACAGAACGCUGGUUCGUUCGGCGAGAACUCCCAACAAGGCUUCAAAGGUGCUCACGAAGAAAAGAUUCUCGAUGCCAAUGCUCAAGGCAAGGAAGGACAUCACUUCUCAGAAGAAAAGAUCGAUGACGCUAAGGCGAAUAAGGGAGAAUUUCUACAGAAGGGUUACAAGGGAGGUGCAGAGUUACUGGAGAAAUUCAAUAACCUUGGUGCUCAAGCUGUGCAUGGUCACCAAGAAGCCAGCGGUGGCUAUCAACAGAACAAAGGAAUAUUGCCAAUACACUGAGAAUUGCUCUGCUUACUACACUUUACACGAAUAAAUGAUUGCUUUUCAUGUUUUAAAUGGAUUUACUCUAAAAAUAUAUAAAUAUGUUUUCUA
Molecule: messenger RNA, 1478 nt
Organism: Zerene cesonia (dogface butterfly)
Lineage: Eukaryota; Metazoa; Arthropoda; Insecta; Lepidoptera; Pieridae
Product: keratin, type II cytoskeletal 1-like
Exons: 3
Coding region: 168-1385 (405 amino acids)
Source: RefSeq, a predicted model, not a curated record